Ceutorhynchus assimilis (cabbage seed weevil) is the source of this 1140-nucleotide messenger RNA. The record is from the annotation of a GenBank genome assembly. NCBI's taxonomy places the organism in Eukaryota, Metazoa, Arthropoda, Insecta, Coleoptera, Curculionidae.
GUCAAUCGCACAUCAGCAACAGAAAAACUCACACGUUCGAAUUUUCUAAAUUUAAAUCCCAGUGAGUGAAAAUAUUCUCAGACCGAAAAACGUCACAGCAGUCUAUAGGAGAAGGUGACACUUUCACUGUAAUUUUCCAGUUUCCUUUUAGUGUGGAAUACUUAAAAGUGCUAAUUGAUCCAAAACAAUUAUUAAUUAAUUAUAGUGCGUGCGAACAAUCAGUUGUUUGUUUUUCGUCAUAUAGUAAGAUAUUGGGUAACUUUGUGUUAUAUGCAUCAGAGCAGUCAUGAACUAAAAAUGUCUAAUAAAGACAUUGUCCAAAUCAUUGCUGCCCUUUUACUACUAACCCCAGCCAUCGCAGUACCAAUUCCAGAAGUACAACAAGGAGUUUUCGUCCGGACAGUACCAUGGGGCUCUACAGUGGUACUGCAUUGUACCAGCAACGAUCCCUUGCACAAUUUCCAGUACUGGCACUUGGUCAAUAAAGGACUAGUAAUAGGACCAGCCAAUCAAUUCGAUAAAGGCAAAUUUAGCUAUGGAGUCUUAUCUGGGAAUUUAACUAUUAGAGGUGUCUCAAAACAAGAAGAAGGUCUUUACGAAUGCGUUUCAAGAGCUGUAAAGGGUGAAGAUAUGAAUAUAAGGGUUGUUCAAAUGGUCGUGCAAAGUGAUUUAGGAAAUAUUUACGAAGAUGAUUAUAAUAUUAACCUAAUUAGAAUACUCAUCGCGUUAAUUUCCAUUGUAUUGUUUUCGAUGGGCGGAUGGUUUGUUUAUAGAAUUUGGAAGGACAGAUAUAGAUAUCCUAGUUAUUUGCAAAACAACGAAGAAGACGAUGAUGACGACAGUACCGAAGAAUUAUUCAGUCAACCACAACCCAGUACCUCAAAAUCAUCAGUCAACAACAUAGUACCGGCCAAAUCGAAGCCUACAAUCAAAGAGCCUUCUUUUGAUGACGUAGACAUAAGUACUGAUUUUAAAAGUAUUCUGGAUACAGCAAAUGAUAAAUAAUUAAGCAAAUUAUCUUACACAUAAAGUAUUUUGGAUAAGUUCCUAUAAAUUUAGUUUAUAUAUAGAUCUGAUUGAUGAUGAUGGCCAUAUAUUUUAAUUUGUAGAAUAUUAUUUAUUAAAAUUUCAUUUAACGUU